CGGGGAGCGCCGGGUCCGCUGUCACAGCGCGAUGGGAGGGCUGCGAGACCGCAUCGCCAGCUCGUUGCCUUCUUGAGAAAACGGCACUAGUCCAUUCUCCGAGCAACAAGCUGCCAGUGCCAGGAUCUAUCUGCUGUUCUUUUUCUCUUCCAUUGGACCGCCAACGCUUUUUCGAUUUAGUGAGAAGCUGGGUGUGAUCGUCACGAACAAAGUGUGGGUUUGAUGGCUGCGAUAUCAGCCUUUACUCCUACAAACCGAUCCUAAGAAAUAAGGGAGGGAAAAGUGUGCUUGAGUAAUCUUUUUAAAAAGGGAAAGAGCGCUGUUGUGUUGGGUUUGUUUUUUUUUGUCUUCGUCUGUUUGGAUUUCUUUUUAAACUUAUGAAAAAUGGCAACAGCAGCAUAUGUGGAUCAUUUUGCAGCAGAGUGCCUUGUUUCUAUGUCAAGUCGUGCUGUUAUCCAUAGUCCUAAAGGGGAGCCUGAUCCCCAACCUGAUGCAGCAAUACUUCCUUCAUCCAAUGGAGAAGAUAGACGGGAAGUCAGAGAAACCGGGAAAGACAAUGGAUCAUCAUUACUUGUGGUGGCUAGCAUUUUAGCAGAUCUGAACCAGCAUGUCCCAAACUCACCUGCUCUAAGGACGGAAAAAACAGAGACGCUUGAUAUAACAGAACAAAUACACAUUUCUAUUGCUCCUAAGGAGUUUGGGGAAGAAAGUCUGUCUUCAGCUGGUAAGAGCGGAGGAGAAAGAGCAGCCACACCUACUAGCCUGGCUGCAGUAAAUGAACCAAGCCCCAGACAAAAGAACAAACGCAUAAGAAGCUGGACUGACCCUGGAUCACCCCAGAAAAAGCACAAAUGCCACUAUGUGGGGUGUGAAAAAGUUUAUGGCAAAUCUUCCCAUCUUAAAGCUCAUCUAAGGACCCAUACAGGUGAGCGGCCUUUUGAAUGCAACUGGCAGGGCUGUAACAAGAAGUUUGCUCGCUCGGAUGAGCUGGCCCGGCACUACCGCACUCACACCGGAGAGAAGAAGUUCAGCUGCCCGCUGUGUGAGAAACGCUUCAUGCGCAGCGACCACCUGACCAAGCACGCCCGGCGCCACGCCAACUUCCACCCCAGCAUGCUGAAGAGGCGGAGCGGCAGCGGCUCCAGGACAGGCUCUGUCAGUGACUACAGCCGCUCGGACGCCUCCAGCCCCACGAUCAGCCCCGCCAGCUCCCCAUAGACUACCUGCACUGGAUGUCAGCACUUUGCCUCUAAUGCCUAACGUGGAGUUUUGUUUGUGUUGCACACAGUUAAAAAGCUCUGUUGCUUCCCCUCCUUCAGUUCCCACCCUCUCUUUUUUAAAAAUCAGUAAAUAGCUGCCUCCCACUGCAAUUUUUAGUCAGAUUUUCUUUACCCAACCACACAAGUGGCUAUUCUAACCUCAUGGACAGACAAACUUACAUGUUACACUUAGCGACUCCUGCUGUCUCCAUAUUUCAUAUAUUUUGCAACCAUAUAUGGAUCCUCUUCAUUAUUCUUUAUAAGAAAAGGAAAAAAAUCUAAAAAAAAGGAAAAAAUCUGCUUAAUUCACCUCAGGUGUUGAAGUAGUUUGUAAAACCAGAUUGCACAAUAUAAGCAUACAUACACUUAAAAAUCAACUCUGUUGGAUUUAUGUCCCCCUUCUCCUUUCUCAGGGAUGGAUAUUUAUGUUACACAAUAAUUACAAUGAAGACACACCCUAACCACAGCCUUACUCUGUAAAUAUAAUUGCACUCAGAAGCUUUUUGUUAGGUUCUUUCACACACUGGGGAAAAAAUAAAAAACAAGCAAACAAUACAGAAACCAGCCUAAUACUGGAAUGUAGUACUGGACUCUUCCAUUGCUCAUUUUCCUGAUUAUAUACCUGUGUUGGGGAGCCUCCAAACAGGAACCUUGUCUUUCUUCAAGCUGCCCUCUGCCUAUGGUAGCAAGUUGUCUUCUCACAUCUGCUGAAGAUGCUCCAAAGCCAACUUCCAACUGCAAAAAUCUCUGUGACGUUGAUAAACUUGUUUGUUGGUUUGUUUCCUGCUAGAUAAAAUUCUGAGGAAAAUUUCUCAACAAGAUGCCUUAAAUGAGUAACCUAAAUCACAAAGAAACAAAUUUACACUGGGUAACAUUUUAUGGCAAGGUGGCCUGGAGUCUUGGAGGCAUUCUAUUGUCAACUCUCUCCAAGCUGUUAAGCUGUCUGCACUGCCUGUUCAGUAUGGGACCAACAGAAUAUUCAAUCAAACCACACUGACUUGAACAAUUUUCUUUAUUUCUUCUUCCUUUGUUUUGUCUUGUUUUUUAAUUAACUAUGGAAAUAGCAUUACUGAACCAAUGCCCACCAAAACUGUUAUCAAGGUACUUACCUACUGUACAGCUGUAUCUUAGAAAGAAAAAUUGGCCAAGACAUAGUUUCUGUAUUCUGUUGCAUCAAAAUUGUGGUCGUUGAUAGAAGGAAGUGAAAAUCAUAAGGUAUCUUCUGACUGGAAUAAUAAAAUAUGCAUUUUUAAGUUUAAAAUAAAAUUACAUUAUAGCUCA
Agelaius phoeniceus (red-winged blackbird) is the source of this 2540-nucleotide messenger RNA. RefSeq names its product KLF transcription factor 13 (gene KLF13). NCBI's taxonomy places the organism in Eukaryota, Metazoa, Chordata, Aves, Passeriformes, Icteridae. The record is from RefSeq and is a predicted model, not a curated record. Gene Ontology annotation, molecular function: DNA-binding transcription factor activity, RNA polymerase II-specific; RNA polymerase II cis-regulatory region sequence-specific DNA binding. Gene Ontology annotation, biological process: regulation of transcription by RNA polymerase II.